GUGGAGCCCAUCUCGUUCCACGAGUCGUCGCUGCUGGACAAGGCGCUCAAGGGCCCGGCGGCUGCGGCCAUGGGCACCAGGCCGCAGAUGAUGGGGGCGGACGGAGGAGCCGUGCUGCACCUGACCAUCUACUUGCCCACGAGGGACGAGAUGAAGAUCGAUCUGUAUGACGUGUCGACGGUGGACGAAGCGAUCCAGGAGCUGCUGAGGGUGCACCAGGCGGAGACGCGUCAGCCGCCGCUGUAUUACGGGCACCCGGAGUGCUACGAGCUCCGACUGCACGACUCGGACGGCAUUCCGGAUGAGGACUUCCCAGCUCUUGACCGGUCUCGGAAGAUCAAAAACUUCGGUGAUGCGGGAGGCCACGAGUACUGUCUGUGUGAGCGACCGGAUGCGUGCCCGCCGUCGGGCGACGCACCUGCUGAUGUCGCUGCACCUGCCGCAGCGGCGAAGCCGAGCGCUGCAGCCGCCAAGGCGCCACUGCCCAACGACAAGGCUUUCCUCAAAAUCUUCAUGCCGAAGAGCGACGACUACACUGUGGUGGCUAUCGACGGCACCACAGUCGGCCAAGAUCUGCUACCGACUCUUAACAAAAAGCACAGGCUUCAGCUCUUCCAGGAGCUUUAUGUGCUUAAGAUCAGCGAGGCAGACCGCGAACGUCUGGACCUCGCAAGUGAUGAGAUCGACAUGCACACCAAGCUGCGGCCGCUGAAUCUCCACGAGGUGACGCUAGCAACGAAAAUCUUCGCCGAUGCACCUCAGAUCUCUGCACCAGCGCCGUCAGCAGUGGAGGAGACCGCGAAUGUGGACAGUCGUUCCCGUCCUCCUCCAGAGACGUUUAUGUUCAACGAUGUUACUGCCGCAAUGUUCAAGGAGUGGCACGUUAUCAAGAAGAACAAGUAUGGUAAGAAGCAGCAGCGUAUGCUGGGCAUCGAUCUCAACAAGAUCUACAACCGCAAAGUGGGAGAGCGCGUCAUCACAUCGAGCAAGUCCACGAAGAUUGCGGAGCGGCCUAUGUCUGGCGUGGUCUGGGUGCGGUUCAACCAGGACCCGUCCGAGUUCCAGAUCUACUUCAAGGACAGCAUCGAGGAGAUCAUCACAGACUACACAGCCGACUCGCCGUAUGAAUGUGCCGAGAUCGUCGCCAAGCUCAAGUACAUUCUCUCGCGUAGGAAAUGA
This is a messenger RNA of Phytophthora sojae, 1179 nucleotides long. RefSeq lists its product as hypothetical. Gene Ontology annotation, cellular component: TORC2 complex; plasma membrane; cytoplasm. The transcript has 7 exons. Gene Ontology annotation, molecular function: phosphatidylinositol-4,5-bisphosphate binding. Gene Ontology annotation, biological process: TORC2 signaling. Lineage: Eukaryota; Oomycota; Peronosporomycetes; Peronosporales; Peronosporaceae. Bases 70 to 1179 code for a protein of 369 amino acids. The record is from RefSeq and is a predicted model, not a curated record.